GCGGAUACGAUAAGUAAAAAAAAGAAAGACAAAUAAAAAAAAUCAUAAUAAUGGCGGACGUGUUUUAGAGUGACGCAAGCUUAUUAUUUUACGGCAUGCUUUUGAUUAAUUUUUCGGUAGAUACAAUUGUUCUAAACCAAUUUAAAACAUCUAUAGUGAACACAUGACCAAUUAGAAUUUUUAAUUUGUAAUCACAUACAAUGGCGCGUGAGUUUGAUCAUCUAUUCAAACUGCUGAUUAUCGGUGACAGUGGUGUAGGUAAGAGCUGUCUUCUCCUGCGAUUCGCCGACAACACCUUUUCCGGUAGUUACAUUACGACUAUAGGUGUAGACUUCAAAAUAAGGACUCUAGAGAUAAAUGGUGUGAGAGUGAAGUUGCAGAUUUGGGAUACGGCUGGGCAGGAGAGGUUCAGAACGAUAACGAGCACUUAUUACAGAGGCACCCACGGUGUCAUCGUGGUGUACGAUGUCACAAAUGGGGAGUCAUUUGCUAAUGUGAAACGGUGGCUGCACGAGAUUGAACAGAACUGUGAUGUUGUUAACAAGGUUCUAGUUGGAAAUAAAAAUGAUUGCCCAUCGAGGAAAGUAGUGGUCACAGAAGAUGCACAAAGGUUUGCCAACCAGAUGAACAUCCCACUGUUUGAAACAAGUGCAAAAGAAAAUAUUAACGUCGAAGAGAUGUUCCUCACAAUCACAAAAAUGGUACUAAGAUCAAAACUGGAGAUGAAGGAAAGACAAAAUGUGACAUCAAACGACACGGUCAACCUUAAAAAGGCUCACAAAACCAAGAAAAAAUGUUGCUAGUGGUCACACGUUGCGGCACAGUGCCUCGGACGUUACACCAAGCUCAAAUAUCGAGAGAUAUGUUGCACAACCCUAUCAGGGCACUACAGCACCGCGGAACAAUAAAAUGUUAGUUUCUCAAAGGUGCAAAUCACAAUAUAACGGUCCCUAACAGUGUAUUUUAGUAUGAAGUGCUAGUUCCAUUUUUAUACAAAUGUUGAUCUCCGUUCAGUAUGUAGUUUUGUGCCUGUCAAUGGUAAUCACACAACUAGAUUAGCUGAUAUUCUUAUUGGUUUGUGCUGGGUUGAACAAUCUCGUACUAAGGAGCAUGUACAUUUUAUGGAAUUAUUGAACCCAAAAAUUACAUUAGGAUAUUACGGAUGCAUAGUUAAUGUGUAUGAUUGUAUUCUCAUCAAAAUUUAUGUGAUGAAGUGCUGUGUAGGAUGGGAUGGGAAGUGUAGGAUAUAAAUGUAUAAUUUUUAUGUUAUCCUGUAUUAUUAGCCACUGGAGAAAUGUAAGUGAAUAAAGCAAUAUUGGAGCGGUUUUUAUUAAGGAAAUUACGUGAAAUAUGUGUUUAUUUAUUAUUAUGAACAGACUUACUAUUGCAACCAGACACAAUACGUUUGAAAUAUUUUUACAGUUAGCUGCUCGCGUACUACAAACAAUUUUUCCAAAUUUUUAUGAGUAUGUUUAGAAUAACCGACUGCAUUUGUAAUAUCGCCUUUAAAAUCAUCCAUAAAAGUGAUACGAAUUGCUAUUCUUUAUCUUUCUUUUUAAAUUCUGCCAAAAGCCACAUGGCAUUGGCAUAGCAUUUACUAUUAUGUUUUUUAGACUUCACUGUAUGAUCGCAAUUCCUGGCCUAAUACCAUUGUCCAUGAUGCCGUAUGUAUAGAAAUUUUCCAGGGGGGCCUGGACUUACAGACUGUCUUGUGUCACCACUAUCUCACCACCACCCAUUGGCUCAACCAACCUUCCGGUUAUAAGAGUUCUCGCGUUUGAUUCCCUACAAAAUCGUACAUUAUAGUGUUCCAAAAUCUUGGAAUUAAUAUUCUACCCUGUUUUACUAAAAUAUAAUUUCUUGGGGUGAGUACUAGGAUAUAGGUACCUCCCUUUACUACGCCCAUGCCAAUAUCAGAUUUUGUCAGUUAUCAUUGAUUGGGUCUCACGCCACGCUAGCUAGAUGACAGGGUGAGAUCUGAUUGGUGAUUAUUUAAGUCUAGAUUAGCUGGUCCAAGAUAGCUUCGGAUAACAUUUGAAACUUAGAGACGGAGUUACUAUUAUCAUGUACUUCAGGAUGUUGGCAUUAACAAGUAGAAGAGUGGAUCAUGGAAAUAAUGGUUUUUUUAAGCUUUUCCCAAUAAAAUAUCUGGACACUAAAAAUGCAAGACUAAAAGCCACAAACCAGUGUGCAAAUUGUAUAUCUAGUGAGAUGAAUAUAAGUAUUUAUAAAUUUUUAAUUUAAUCAUUUAAAAUUUCGCUAGUAUUGUGUACCUAUGUUAUGUAUGUAUCCAAAAUGUUAAUUUAUUUAUUUUAACCUUUUGUAGCUUAUUUACAACAAAAUUUACUUUAGAAAUAAUAAAGUCUGUCAGUAAUUAUUAGUCUCAUAUUAUGUUGUAUUGGAUUUGAUAAAACAAAAAAAUUGUUGCGUACAAUAUUUUUAUUCAACAGCCUUUUUUCGAACAUGAAUAGUUUGAAAUUAGUAACUAAUAGUCACUCUUUUUUAUUAAUUUGAUAAAUUAUUAAAUUUAGCUUAUGAUUUCGUGCUUAGAUGAAAUCAUACAUGUAUACAUAUCUUUACAGUGUUUUCGUAGAGAUUUAGCUCCACUUGCCUCUAUUUAUAGGAAUGUAACGGUAAAAGAGCAAGAUAAUACAUCACAUUAAAAUGUUUCAAACAAUUAACCAACGGCUUUUUUAACAAGCUUUUAAUAGCAAUACAAAAUAAUCAUCAAAAUCGGUUUACUAACGACGAAGUUCUCUGCGAACACACAUUUAAAAGCAUAUGAAUGCGAAAUCUCCUUUUCUACAGCAGGUUAAAACUAAUUUGGAAUUCGAAAUAAUUUGUAAUGUGAAUAAAAUGUUUUCAAUGAUACUUGAUAUCAUUGAAUAAAUGUUUGAAGUCUCGUAAAAAUAUCUUUGUGCAUCUUCGUUCUAUUUUAUAGAUACGUGAAUAAGAAUACUUGAAACCAGGUAUUUACUAGGCCAAUAGAAGAUUGUCGUCCUUUCAUCCUUAAAUAGAUGGCAAGCUUAUCCACUUUGUUCUAUAUCAAGUUUAAUGGCUAUCAUUCCGUACACAAUGCCUGUACGUUUAUUAUGUUUAAAAUGCAUGAUUUUUCUCAGUACUCGUAUUAUUUUAAGAAAUAUUGUUCAUACCAGCAUUUUAUUUGUUUUUAAAAUGUAAAUAGAUGAUAUAUUUUGCCCAUAAUAA
Amyelois transitella is the source of this 3207-nucleotide messenger RNA. RefSeq names its product ras-related protein Rab-35 (gene Rab35). Gene Ontology annotation, biological process: endocytic recycling. The transcript has 4 exons. Gene Ontology annotation, molecular function: GTP binding; GTPase activity. Bases 201 to 803 code for a protein of 200 amino acids. The record is from RefSeq and is a predicted model, not a curated record. Lineage: Eukaryota; Metazoa; Arthropoda; Insecta; Lepidoptera; Pyralidae. Gene Ontology annotation, cellular component: endosome membrane; plasma membrane.